Molecule: messenger RNA, 435 nt
Organism: Perkinsus marinus ATCC 50983
Lineage: Eukaryota; Perkinsozoa; Perkinsida; Perkinsidae
Product: ribokinase, putative
Exons: 2
Molecular function (GO): kinase activity
Source: RefSeq, a predicted model, not a curated record
AUGUCCUCCGACGACUGUUGUAACGAUCGAAGAGAGAACUGUCUGGUGACAGUGGUCGGGUCUCUGAGUGCGGAUUUCACAUUCCGUUGUAGAUUACCCAGAUUACCAAAGCCUGGUGAGACUGUACCCGGUGAUAAGUUCACUCAGAGUUGGGGUGGUAAGGGUGCCAACCAAGCAGUUGCUGCUGGCAUAUUACUCUCUACUAACGACUCCGAUACGCCGAUGGUCCAGAUGAUAGGGUGUGUGAGUGCUGAUGACGGUCUUGGAACUGCAUACAAGGAGCAUCUCAAGGAAACUGGUGUUGGUGCGGAUUACCUAAACCUCUUACCGGGAACUAGUACCGGUGUGGCAGGGAUUAUCGUAUCAGGAGCAGCUGAUGCAGAGAAUGACAUAGUGGUGGUCCCGGGCACCAAUGGAAUGUUAACUCAAGCCAUG